UAUACCGGCGUCAAAAAUACAACUUUUUGGGCCUGGGUUGGAGCUCUUUUGAACGAUAUAAAGCCAUACUUAUUGUGGACGGUGCAGGACGCAAGAGGAACUCUUCCCAGAAUCUGUGUUUGUUGAUGAUGUAGUGAGAACACCCUUGACCCUUGACUCAUACAGGAAGCUGGGAUAUAAAAAUGAGGCUUCUACGCAGGUUUAGGAGAAGCAGCUUGUCAUGUCAGCUAGCAGUGAUAGGUGUGCUGGCUGUGGUUAUCGUUGUGCUGAAAUCACAUCUUCAGGCUGACACCAUCGAUGAGAAGAUCCUACUUCAUAAUCUCAGGAAGGAGUUACAUAGGAUGGAGGGGCAUGAUGUAGGGAAAGAAAAUUCAAGGACAGAGAUCCCCUUAUCAACCAAGUCAAUGUGUGGUAACAUUGAGCCUUGCCCAGUUGGUCAGUUUGCAUACAAGAUACAAACUGGUUUCCAGAAUAAACACAGACCUGAGAUGUGCCUUGAUGAUGACUAUGGAGUAUUUCCGCAAAUUGAAAUGGGAAGAGGGCUCAAUAUAUUGCAUAUAGAUGAACAUACAAAAAAAGUCAAGAGGAAAAGGUCAUUUGACACUUAUUUACAUGGCAAUCAAAAAGUUUCUGAGCAAGUGAGAAAUAGCGCGGAUCUGAUAGCAUUCCUUGAUGGGGUUCCUCCUCGGGAUGUGAUCAUGGCUGUUGUAUUUGAUGAUGCUACCAACCGGUUAGCACCAGAAGCAGUCAGGAUGUUUGAGGACCAUUUUGGGAGUCGACAGGCCCAUGUGCUUGGUUAUCGGUCAAUGUGGGCUUUCAUAGGACAGAAGUACGUCCAGCAUGAUGGGGAACAUGAAAAGUAUACAAUGAAGAAACCAAAUGAGGAAUGGGGAGCGCAAACAAAUGUCCAGGGAUGUUUCUCAAUACCAUUGACUCCAAAGAAAGAGUCAAGCAAGAAUGAAGGUAUGCCAUACCAGAACCUUUGUAUGGUGCCACGAGUCUGUGAGAGUAAUGAGGUCGCUGUUCAUGUUGAGUCGGGUCACCUGUCAAAGAAGGCUAAGAUAUACCCCAAGGUCUGCGUCGAUGGCAAGACGAUUCUGAGUGACCAUAAAAUUGAGAAGGUAAACCCAGCAAAGAGAGGGUUGAAUUUCCUUGUAGUAGACCCAGAGACUGCACAGGUUGUAAGCUCUGGUAGCUUUGAUACAUACGAUUCAGCUCUCCAUGACACAAAGUGUGCUGACUUUCUACGAUCGGUUGGUCCUGGUAUGAUGGUGAUAGGAACAACGUUUGAUGAGGCAUCCAGACAACUUGGUUAUGACACCAAGCGUGAGCUGCAGAGGUUAGGUGCUAUUAAGAUCCAGGACCUUGGCUAUAGGGAGAUGUGGGCGUUCGUUGGUCAGAAGGGUAUCAAAGGACUUACACCCUAUGAGAAGGUCAGUGAAGAUUUCAUCGACGGAUGGGGCGUCAAGGCGGAAAUCUGGCAGUGCAUCCCAAAAUUCAUCAAUGGGACAUCCAUGACCGAUACCAAGAUGGGUCUCAAGAAAAAGACCGAGUUCUGUCAGAAAUACCAUCCAAACUUCCGUGAGAUGUGUUCACCGGUCAACAUCCACCGUCCUGUCGUACCCCUUCAGCUUGAUGAUGAGAGCUUGGCUUCAAAUCCAGCUUACUCUACACCCAUCAUUGUGGUACCAGGAUCUGACCUGGAAGCACUUCAGUUGACCCUUGAGUCUCUGAUAGCAGUGCCUGGCCUUCAGAAUCACCUUGUGGUAGUCGUCUUGGAAGGAAACUUUGCUCAACCUAAUGAGUUAGUUGGAGUUUAUGGCUUCAGAGUUCACUAUAUCAAGGCCAAAUCUCAGUACAUAUACACCCUCCUUUCAGGCAUGGAGGAAGCAAUGGGCCUCUUUCCAAAGAAUGAAUACUUUAUCAUCAUAGAGGAAUAUGUAGAGGUUGCUCCUGACUUCCUGCGGUACUUCUCGCAAACCAUGCAUCUUUUAGAAGAUGAGACGAUACUCUCUAUAUCAGCAUGGAAUGAACAUGGAUUUAAGCACACAUCAGGAGACACAGGAUUACUCUAUAGAACUGAUGUUUUCCCAGGAUACGGAUGGCUGCUGAGGAGGACUGUUUGGAAGAAUGAAAUCAAGAAGAAUGAAAUGACCUGUUGCGUGGAUCAGACAUGGAGAGGAUGGUUGAGAGAUGAUAGUAGGAAGAAAAGAGAGUCCAUCGUACCUGACGUCUCAAGGGUCAAAAGGUCAAUCAAACCAGGCAUCUACGAAGACAGGCCUUUCUUAGAAGAGUAUCUCUCAAAUAGGACCAUGACAAGUGACCCCAGCACUGAACCAUCGAGGGCAUUCUACCUCAAGCAAGCAGAGUAUGAGAAUUAUAUCAAACAACUCAUCAAAGAAGGGAUACCUUUAGAUCGUAAUCUAUUAAUUGGAUGUGAGACCGUUGGCAAGACAUCAUUGAAUCUGUCAGAGUUUUCAAGAGGAGCAUAUACAUUAUUCUAUCGUCAAGACUCAGCGACAGAUUACAGGGUAUUGGUCAAGCUUUCUAAAUGUCUUGGAAUAUACAUUUAUAAUGAUGACACAGUAAGAGGAUUACACAACGGUGUACUCAGAUUGGUAUACCAAGGCCAGCAGUUGUUAUUGAUAGGAACCAAGUCACCGUACUACCAGUACAAACCAAUUAAUGCUGUACCCUAUUAGUGACCACACCCACCACCACCACCCUCCUAUUCUUGAAGUUUAACAUUCGCCAUUCUGCUAAAAGUGACCCCUCCUUGCAGACAUUGACACUACCAACUUUCUUGAAGGGGUAAACUUCAUUCUAAACCUUCAAAGGGGGAUAACAUGUGUACCCCUCUUUAGUGGAGGAGCAUCGAAACCAUCCUAUCUAGGGGUAACUCUGUCACCUUUUCCUUCAAAGGGGGUAACGUGUGUACCGCUCUUUAGUGGAGGAGCAUCUUUCACCCUCAUAAUUAGGGUUAACAUCAUUACUUUAACACAAGGAUGAUACCUCUACCAUGUAUCUUAAUGGCAGCAUCACAGUCCCACUGGGGUGUACCUUCAACCUCCAUUUGGAAUAUCUCUUCUCCCUCCCUCCCUCCCAUGAAAUGGAGGUACAUCUUCUUACUCUGGACUCAAGGAAGGGACAAGAUGGAUAUCACUAUCUUCUUCUAUUGAGCUGAAUUGGGUUGGUGCAGCUUCAAUGUCGGGAAGUCGAAAAGAGUUUUUAAAGCUUGAAGAAUACGAGGUACCUUGGUGACACAUGACUUGUGAUAUUAGCAGGCAUCUGAGGAGAGUGAAGAGUAGGUGGAGAUUUGUUUUGGAAAUGAAGGCUUUCAGAAUUUAUUCUUAUGUAACACUUCAUUAUCUUCUAUAGAAUUCAGGGUAUUUGUGUCAUGCGACGUCUGUUUCGUGAAAUUUGAUGUACUAUUUAUCAUUCAAGUGCCAUAAUGUGAUGUUUAAGACUGAAGCUCUUGAAAGAUUGUCAUGAAAAAUUUUGUUAGUUAACAUAAUAACUCGUCAAAGGAGGUUUUAUUUUUUAGCGUAAUUCUUCAGUUUCUGUUCAGGGUUGAUGAUUGGCUGACAAUAAAGCAAUACAUCAUAAAAUGUUAGUAAUCUAAGUCCAAAUAACAUAGAACAUGUUAUCGAUUUUGCAAUUAAGCGUAACUUAAGUCUAUGGCAAACCAUGCCAAAAAUUGAAAAUAUCAUGAUGAAGUCGUUCAUCGGUUACAAGCGAUUUUAAGAACGACUGGUGAUCCUUUUGUAGUAAAGUGAUUCACACCGCAUUUCCAUUGGCGUUGAUUUAAGUCCUAGGAAAGGGUCAUCUGUCGUUCAUAAAGUUUAUUGUAACUUAACAGCUUAAUGAAACACCCACCUGGUAAGUAUAGAGACGUUAUAAGCAAACAAGUACUGUAAAUGGAUCAAGGAGAAAUUUAUUUAUUACUUGCUCUAACUUUAGGCAUUACAAAUUUUGCUGUUCUAAAUGCAAUGUUUCUAACUCUGCCAAAGUACAUAAAAAUAUAGUGAAUGAACUUUAAAUUGUGAGGUGCGCUUUUUUACGCGAGUGGUUAGUUUUGGUAGCUGGGGUCCAUUGCAUAAACCUUGCAUUCAAGCUUCCUUAAUGUGCACUUAUGAAUGGCUGAAAUCAAGUCAUGUGCGAUGGGCUGGGGUCACAUG
Molecule: messenger RNA, 4178 nt
Organism: Lytechinus variegatus (green sea urchin)
Lineage: Eukaryota; Metazoa; Echinodermata; Echinoidea; Temnopleuroida; Toxopneustidae
Product: protein O-linked-mannose beta-1,2-N-acetylglucosaminyltransferase 1-like
Exons: 21
Coding region: 183-2702 (839 amino acids)
Biological process (GO): protein O-linked glycosylation via N-acetylgalactosamine
Cellular component (GO): Golgi membrane
Molecular function (GO): beta-1,3-galactosyl-O-glycosyl-glycoprotein beta-1,3-N-acetylglucosaminyltransferase activity
Source: RefSeq, a predicted model, not a curated record